Molecule: messenger RNA, 1825 nt
Organism: Triticum urartu
Lineage: Eukaryota; Viridiplantae; Streptophyta; Magnoliopsida; Poales; Poaceae
Product: putative glucuronosyltransferase Os01g0926600
Biological process (GO): plant-type secondary cell wall biogenesis; glucuronoxylan biosynthetic process
Molecular function (GO): glycosyltransferase activity
Source: RefSeq, a predicted model, not a curated record
UCCCACCACCACCACCCUCCGCCUCCACCUCCGCCCCGCUCGCUCCUCCGCAUUAUUAUCACCCGACGCCCCUCCCCUCUCCUCUCCGACUCCCCCCCGGCCCCCUCCCUCCCCUGCUCGCCAACGCGCGGCAGCAGAUUCACCCGCCUCCCUCCUCCUCCCCACCCUCUGCCUGUGUAUUUUUGCUGCUGAGUAGGGGAGCGCACGGGGAGCUGUGGGCGGGCGGCGGCGAUGGGGAAGCCGCGGGCGAUGGUGGCCCUCGCGGCCGCGCUCGCGCUGCUCCUCUCCUGCUCCGGCGUCGUCGUCAGGGGCCAGGACACCGAGAGGAUCGAAGGGAGUGCUGGUGAUGUUCUGGAGGAUGAUCCCGUCGGGAGGCUGAAGGUGUACGUCUACGAGCUGCCCACCAAGUACAACAAGAAGAUGGUGGCCAAGGACUCCAGGUGCCUCAGCCACAUGUUUGCCGCCGAGAUAUUCAUGCACCGGUUCCUGCUGUCGAGCGCGAUCCGGACGAUGAACCCGGAGGAGGCCGACUGGUUCUACACCCCGGUGUACACGACCUGUGACCUUACUCCAUGGGGUCAUCCGUUGCCCUUCAAAUCCCCGCGGAUCAUGAGGAGUGCGGUUCAGUUCAUCUCCUCGCACUGGCCCUAUUGGAACCGGACGGCCGGUGCUGAUCAUUUCUUCGUCGUGCCACAUGACUUUGGGGCAUGCUUCCAUUAUCAGGAAGAGAAGGCGAUCGAAAGGGGGAUCCUUCCAUUGCUUCGCCGCGCUACACUUGUCCAGACAUUUGGGCAGAAGGAUCAUGUCUGCCUAAAGGAGGGCUCAAUCAACAUCCCACCAUAUGCUCCUCCCCAGAAAAUGAAAACUCACCUUGUACCCCCGGAGACCCCGCGCUCCAUCUUUGUCUAUUUCCGUGGUUUGUUCUACGAUACGGCAAAUGAUCCCGAGGGUGGUUACUAUGCAAGAGGCGCCCGUGCGUCGGUGUGGGAGAACUUCAAGAACAACCCUCUGUUCGACAUCUCGACGGACCACCCACCCACCUACUAUGAGGACAUGCAGCGUGCCAUCUUCUGCCUGUGCCCGCUGGGCUGGGCCCCGUGGAGCCCCCGUCUCGUUGAGGCCGUGGUGUUCGGGUGCAUCCCGGUGAUCAUCGCGGACGACAUUGUCCUGCCCUUCGCGGACGCCAUCCCGUGGGACGAGAUCGGCGUGUUCGUGGCGGAGGACGAUGUCCCCAAGCUUGACACCAUCCUGACCUCCAUCCCGAUGGAGGUGAUCCUACGGAAGCAGAGGCUGCUGGCGAACCCGUCGAUGAAGCAGGCCAUGCUUUUCCCGCAGCCGGCCCAGCCCGGGGACGCCUUCCACCAGAUCCUGAACGGCCUGGCGCGGAAGCUCCCGCACAGCAAGAGCGUGUACCUGACCCCGGGGCAGAAGGCGCUGAACUGGACCCAGGGCCCCAAGGGCGACCUGAAGCCAUGGUAGGUAGCAGCGGCGGCAUUGGCACCAUGAGCUGACGAUGUUCAGUCAGAAUGAAAUGAGAGGACUGAUGAGUAAGCCAAGCCAAGCCAAGCCAUUACUGUCAUCAAAUGUAAAGCUCCUUCCUGUCUAAUACCACCUUGCUUCUUUUUGUUGUGAUGAUGUGCCUGCCUACCUUCCAUGUUGUGGCAUGGCAUGGUUCCCUUGUUUUUUGUUGCCCUAGUGCUUAGAACUGCUGCUGUUGUAGGUGAUCAUGGAUCAUAGUGUUAUAUAUAUUGCAUGACCUUUGUAUUAUACUGCUACAUAGACGCCGAUCUGUAAUGGCGGGAAUAAUUAAGUAAGGUUAACAACA